Messenger RNA from Salvia splendens (bonfire salvia), 3267 nucleotides. Its product is annotated as homeobox-leucine zipper protein ANTHOCYANINLESS 2. NCBI's taxonomy places the organism in Eukaryota, Viridiplantae, Streptophyta, Magnoliopsida, Lamiales, Lamiaceae. The transcript has 9 exons. Gene Ontology annotation, molecular function: lipid binding; DNA binding. The record is from RefSeq and is a predicted model, not a curated record. Bases 667 to 3012 code for a protein of 781 amino acids.
CGACAUAAAUUAAUCAAUUCGAGGAAAAGAGAUUCUGAGAAUUUGUAGUUUUCUGAUUUUUAAUUAUAUAGCUGUGUUUUGCUUCUACUGUGAAAGUCGCACUCAAAGUCGUCACAUAAUUACAUUGGACUUUGUUGUUUGUUUGGACUUUGGAGUUUUCACACAACCGAAAAAGGUUGUCUUUUUAUGAGUACUAUUUUCAUCAUAUUCCGCAGCCAAUAUUACAGAAUAGGGAAAAGGGCCUUUUAAAAGAGGUGUUUGAUGAGAAAAGGGGGCUAUGUAGAUUUGAUUGAGAGAGAGAUUUUAUUUUCAUGCCACUUUACUAUUUUGCUGAAAUAGUCAAAAACCUAAAAUCUUCAACUUCAUUAGAAAGAUUAAGGUUUUUGAGAGAGAGAGUUUGUUGUUGUCAUCUACCAACCUCGUUUAGGUGUUGUUAAAUUUUCUGGGGUUUUGGUUGGUGAAUAAGUCCAUGUAUUGAGUAGCCAAAUUCAAUAGAAUUUUGGUGGAUUGUAAUAACUAUUUACAGCUCAUGAACUCAUUUAUGGAGGAUGGCUUCUGCACGUACGCUCAACUAGAAAGAUGAGAGAGAAGUUUAUUUGAAAGACUAGUAGUACUAUACAGUAGUCGUUUGGAGUAGUGAAUUCUAUCUUCCAUCCUCUUAGAUAGAUGAACAGCUUUUGGGGAUUUCCUAGUAAAAGUAGAAGCUUUGUGAGUGAGGCUAGUGGUGGAGAGAAAAUGGUUGCUGAUGCCUCCUUUUCUUCAUACAAUAAUAUUAUGUCAACUGCUACAAAUGCUAUGUCUCUCCAAUCAUCUUAUUCUCAACCUUUGUUUACCACUCCUCCCCUCUCUAUUGCCAUUCCCAAGAUGGAGAAUCUUGGGGAGAUGGGCUUGUUAAGGGGAAGUCACAAUAGUAGUUUGAUCGGUCGAUUGAGGGAGGAUGAGCUCGAGAGCGAAGGUGGAUCGGGAGAUGAGGACAAUGCCACUCAUAGUAAAUCAUCGAAAAAGAAAAAAUACCAUAGGCACACUCCAUUCCAAAUUCAAGAGCUCGAAGCUUCUUUCAAGGAUAAUCCGCAUCCGGACGAGAAGUCGAGAUUAGAACUUGGGAAGAGGCUAAGCUUGGAUGCUAAGCAGGUCAAAUUUUGGUUUCAGAAUAGAAGAACUCAAAUGAAGACUCAAUUAGAGCGCCACGAGAAUUCGAUUCUGAAGCACGAGAACGACAAGCUCCGGAUCGAGAACAUUGCCAUGAGAGAAGCCAUGAGGAACCCAAUGUGUGAGAAUUGUGGCAGUCCAGCCAUUCUCGGAGACGUGCCUAUUGAGCAGCAGCAUCUUAUGAUUGAGAAUGCGAGGCUGAAGGACGAACUCGCUAGACUACACCACCUAGGAGGCAAAUUCUUGGGCAGGAGUAAUGGUUCCAUGCCACCAUUACCGAGCAACUCGAGUUUGGAUCUCUCGGUCGGAAGAAAUGGAUUUAGUGGGCUGAACUCUUUGGAUCAUGGGAUUCCUUUGGGACUUGAUUUUGGCAACAGGAUGUCAAAUUCUUUUCCUGCUAUGCCACCAAAUGGGAACAUGAUCAACUUUAGCAAUAAAUCGUUGUUUCUAGAGCUCGCGAUGGCGGGAGUUGAUGAGCUGAUAAAGUUAGCCCAGCUCGAUAGCCCUCUUUGGUUUCGGAGUUUGGAGGGAGAUGGAGAAUCUUUGAAUCUUGAGGAGUAUGCAAAGAUAUUUUCUCCUUGCAUCGGUGUAAAGCCUAGUGAUUUUGCAACUGAAGCGACACGAGCUACUUGUAACGUUAUGAUCAACAGCACGCAACUCGUUGAGGCGUUGAUGGACACGAAGCAAUGGACAGAAUUGUUCCCAUGGAACAUCGGGAGUGCCUCGAUUCUUGACAUAAUUUCUCCCGGGAUAGCCGGAAGUAAAAACGGAAUGCUGCAACUGAUGCAAGCCGAGUUCCAAAUUCCUUCGCCUCUGGUUCCUAUCCGUCCAGUGAAGUUCGUCCGUUUCUGCAAGCAGCAUGGAGAGGACUCGUGGGCUGUGGCUGACGUCUCUAUCGAUACAUUACUACAUGGAAAUGUCCACGUCAGUUGCCGCAGGCUCCCUUCAGGUUGCAUCGUACGAGAUAUGGCGAAUGGCUAUUCGAAGGUUACGUGGAUUGAGCACACUGAAUAUGACGAGAGCGUUGCGCAUCCUCUGUACCGGCCAUUACUCAGGUCCGGAAUCGCCUUUGGCGCGCAGAAGUGGUCAUCCAAUAUGCGUAGGCAAUGUGAACUAUAUGCUUCCCUUGCAUCGUCUGCUGCCUUUGGUGUCGAUCAUUCAGCACUUUCGCCUAGUGGCAAAAGGAGUAUCAUGAAACUGGCUCAACGAAUGACUCGUGGAUUCUGUUCCGGGAUUUGUUCGACUGUAGACGAGUGGGAGCUGGUCCAGGACGCCGACAACACCAAGCUCAUGACAAGGAAGAGCUCUGGCAACAGCGGUGCGCCACCUGGCGUGAUCCUGAGUGCCUCGACGACCGUGUGGAUGCCCUUGUCGCCUCAGCAUUUGCUCGACUUCUUACAGGAUGAGAAAACCAGGAGCCACUGGGACGUCCUGUCGCAAGACGGCCCGAUGCAAUCCAUGCUUCGUUUCUCCAAGGGCCGGGAACUCGACAACAACAUCAGCCUUCUCCGAGCAAGCGCUGACGCGAACCAGAGCGACGUGCUGAUCUUGCAAGAAACGUGCGGGGAUGCGUUGGGAGCCGUGGUGGUUCAUGCUGCGGUUCCAGCUGCGGAAAUGGACGUGGUAAUGAACGGCGGGGACUCUCAUGCAGUGCCCGUCCUGCCGUCCGGAUUUGCGAUAUUUCCGGAUUGUUUCCCGGAGGGCGGUGGCAACAAGGGGGGAGGAUCGUUGUUGAGCAUCGGGUUCCAGAUACUGGUGAGCAACCUGCCGGAGGCGCGGCUAACGGUGGAGUCAGUGAACACGGUGAAGUCGCUCAUUGGUCGGACGCACCGGGGUAUAAAAGGCGGGCUCGGGUGCAACUGAUUUGGUGGGCAGGAAUGUGAUCAGUUUGAGUCAAGAACGAACCUUUUGGUGAAGAUUUUGUGGUUCGGGUAUUGACUCAACAGCUUGUGUUUGUGUGUUUUUUGUUUGGCUUUCAGUUUAUUUUCUCACAAUUUAGCUAACUCUGUGUCUAUCAUAAAUUUGUGCAUAUUACUAUGAAUUAUCUGUGUUUCAUUAAACUUGAAAUCACUUGUUUGAUUGAGUUGAAUGUGAUAUUAUCAUGAGAUAUAAGUGUGA